UUGUUCUGAAAAUAAUAAUUUAUCCUAUAAAAAUAUUGAGUUAUGCGGAAACCACAAGUUUUUAAAUAUUAUUUGUCACCGUGUCGUUAACAUAACAAUAAACAACUAUUUUAUAAUUCAAAUGCAAAAUUAAAAAUAGUAUUAAUAACCAGGAACUAAUAGCUAUUUAUUUCCGCAAAAUUUUUGGUAUAAAAGGCAGUUCUAAAACCAGGAUGCAAACAGUUAAAUUAUUUUGAAUAUCACUAUUUAGGACAGUUUGCUUAGACUCUCUGGUUUUUUUUUUGUUUUUCAAAUCAACUUUAAAAAUUAUUGUCUUGUCGAGCUUUUCAUUGGUUUAAAAUGAAAUUGCUAAUGAUAUUACUUGUCUUGUUUGCGGUAUUUUUUGGACUGCAGCUUGGUAUCACCAAUGCAUUAGAGCCAGAAAUUGUUGAUCUCCCACCUUAUCAAUCUACUAAUGAAGCUGGCAAAACAAUAAUGCGGAGUGUUCAUUCACCAACCAAAACCAAUGUUUUUAUCAUUGACUCCAGACUUCCAAUGCUGCACAAGACAUCAACAAGAUUUCUUUCAUUUAGUUUAGACUCAUCACAUUUACGUGAUCCCGAAAAAUUGCCAAUAAAUAAUGAAGCAUUUGUAAAUUUAGCAAAACAUCUUAGUCCAGCCUAUUUAAGAAUUGGUGGAACAUCUGCAGAUUGUAUUUUUUUUAAACAAAAUUCAGCUGAUAUUUUUAAAGCCAAAGACAUCACUAAUUUUAUACUUACUGAAGAACUUUAUUUGAGUUUAUAUAAAUUUACUGAAAAAAUUGAAGCAAAAAUGUUAUUUGAUUUAAAUGUGUUGAUAAGAACAGAAAAAAAUGAAUGGAACAGUUCAAAUGCCAAAGAUAUUAUUGAAUUUUCGAAAAAUCAUGGCAUGGAUAUUGAUUGGCAGCUUGGAAAUGAACCAAAUUCAUUCAAGUUUGUAUUUAAUCAAUCUAUAUCAGCAACUCAACUAGCUCAUGAUUAUCAACAUCUAAGAAAUUUAUUAAAUGACAUUGGUUACUCUUCAAGUAAACUUGUUGGUCCAGAGACAAAUCACAUUGGUGAAAGCAAUGAACGAGGUGAAAUGUACACUGAAGAAUUUUUAAAAAAUCAAGAUAAUAGUAUUGAUUUUGUUACUUGGCAUCAGUAUUAUUUACAUGGAAAAACAGCAAAAGUUGAUGAUUUUAUAAAUCCAAAAGUAUUUAAUCAAUUAUCAUCUCAAAUUAAACAAAUUAAUAAUGCAACUAAAAAUUCUGGUAAAAACGUAAAAAUGUGGAUAUCAGAAACAAGCACAGCUACUGGUGGUGGUGUAGCAAAUUUAUCGAAUCGUUUUGCUGCUACAUUUCUUUGGCUUGAUAAACUUGGUUAUUCAGCAAGUGCUGGUGUUGAUGUUGUUAUACGUCAAACAUUAUUGGGUGGUAAUUAUUCAUUGGUUGGAAAUGAUUUAUUACCAAAUCCAGAUUGGUGGAUAAGUGUAUUAUACAAACGAUUUGUAUCUGAAAUUGUACUUGAUUUAAAAACACCAAAUAAUUUUGGUACACUAAGAUUUUAUGCACAUUGUACAGCAAAAUUAGGACUUGUUAAUCGUCUACCAGCAUUAACUGUUUAUGGAAUGAAUCUAGAUCAUAAAUCAAAAAAUAUAUUUAUUCAAGGAAAUUGGAUUCAGAAAAAAACAAAUAUAUUUUUAUAUAUAUUAACUGCUGAUGAUUUAACAUCAAGAGAAAUAAAACUAAAUGGAGAAAAACUUAAGCUCAAUUCAGAUGGUAGUCUUCCACCAUUUAAUCCAGUUAUCAUAAAACCAACACAAAUGAUAAAUAUUCCUCCACUUUCAAUAGCAUUUAUUGUUAUUCAUGGUGCUGAUAUUCCUAGUUGCAUACCAUAAAAAUCAAUUAUUCUUCUAUUCUAAAUAUAUAAUGUUUUUUUGUUUUUUUUUUUUAAAUCAAGAACACUAUAUAUUUUUUUUACAACCAAAUGGCAAUUUUUUUUUUUUUUUUACCAAUGCCAAAAAAUUAUUAACAAUGGAAAUAUGAAUAUUUUCACAUGUACACAUUAUUAUUUAAUAUAAUUAUUAUUAUUGUUCUUAUAUUCAUCAAUUGAUGUACAUUUAUAACUACAAUAUAUUUAUCUAAUUAUAAAUCUAGCAAUGUGAUUAUUAAACACCCUGAAUUAUAUUUUUUAAUUGAUUAGCUUUGAUAAUUUUAAUAAGCCAGAUACUAAUUUGGAUUUCAUCAAUGAAAAUAUCAACAAAUAAAAGCUAUUUUAAUAAGGA
Aphidius gifuensis is the source of this 2283-nucleotide messenger RNA. Its product is annotated as heparanase-like. The record is from RefSeq and is a predicted model, not a curated record. Gene Ontology annotation, molecular function: hydrolase activity, acting on glycosyl bonds. Gene Ontology annotation, cellular component: extracellular matrix; membrane. NCBI's taxonomy places the organism in Eukaryota, Metazoa, Arthropoda, Insecta, Hymenoptera, Braconidae. Bases 340 to 1896 code for a protein of 518 amino acids. The transcript has 5 exons.